CUCCCCAGCUACAUCUUCUAUGACAACAAUUGUUCAUUGCUGCACCAUCUCUGGACUCAAAGGGACACUUACUUUAACAAAACAGGAAUGAUCAUGGAAACUUGGCAUGCCCAAAGCCACAAAAAGACAGAUGAAUUCUGCCACAGAUGGUGCCUCCCCUCCUGUUUUCCCAAGCUGAUGAAGCCAGGCAAGAAGGGGGGAAAGGAGUGGCAAUUCAAUGCCUCAGCCACAGAGCAAGCA
Molecule: messenger RNA, 240 nt
Organism: Desarmillaria tabescens
Lineage: Eukaryota; Fungi; Basidiomycota; Agaricomycetes; Agaricales; Physalacriaceae
Exons: 1
Source: RefSeq, a predicted model, not a curated record